This is a messenger RNA of Prunus persica (peach), 3734 nucleotides long. Its product is annotated as ATP-dependent zinc metalloprotease FTSH 6, chloroplastic. The transcript is spliced from 6 exons. Gene Ontology annotation, cellular component: chloroplast thylakoid; membrane. Lineage: Eukaryota; Viridiplantae; Streptophyta; Magnoliopsida; Rosales; Rosaceae. Gene Ontology annotation, molecular function: protein binding; zinc ion binding; ATP-dependent peptidase activity. The record is from RefSeq and is a predicted model, not a curated record. Bases 196 to 3672 code for a protein of 1158 amino acids. Gene Ontology annotation, biological process: proteolysis.
CUAGACGUUUCAGGAAUGAAAUGAAAAAUUUGAAGGCGAAGUAUCCACUCAAGAAGAAGCCAAACUGAAGUUGCUGGAAGCCUCCAAUGUCUCCCAUAUUAAACAAUACUUUGACAUUCCCUCCAAACCGAACCAGUUUACAGUGCACACUAAAAUUGCUCCUACCAAAGCUUCAACCUUUAAGCCUCUCGAAAUAUGUCACCUGCUCUGUCUCUGUCCGUCUCCCUCUCUCCACUCUGCAAAUCUCAGGACAUUUCAAAGGAAACCCACCUUCCCAAAAACCCCAAUAGAGAAAACCCAUGUCAAAGCACUCACUCAAACUUCAAAUUUAGUAGGAGAUCGCUUUUAAACUCCACUACACUGGACCUAGUAGGAGCUGGGGCCCUCUCUGUUUCUAAGCCUGCAAGAGCAGAGCCAAAGCCAGAGCCAGAGAGCCCAGUUGCCUCAACUUCAAGCAGAAUGUCAUACUCAAGAUUCUUGCAGUACUUGGAUGAAGACGCUGUUAAGAAGGUGGACUUGUUUGAGAAUGGAACUGUUGCGAUCGCCGAGAUCUUCAAUCCCACAUUAGAUAAGAUCCAAAGGGUCAAGGUUCAGUUACCUGGAUUGCCACAAGAGUUGCUGAGGAAGAUGAAAGAAAAGAACGUAGAUUUUUCAGCUCAUCCUAUGGAAAUCAACUGGUUGCCAGCAGUUCUAGACUUGUUGGGAAAUUUUGCUUUUCCAUUAAUACUACUUGGAACAUUGCUGUUCAGAGCUAGUUCUACAAACACACCAGGAGGCCCCAACUUGCCUUUUGGACUUGGAAGGAGCAAAGCCAAAUUUCAGAUGGAGCCAAAUACAGGGGUAACAUUUGAUGAUGUAGCAGGGGUUGAUGAAGCAAAGCAAGAUUUCCAAGAGAUUGUUGAAUUCUUGAAAACUCCAGAGAAGUUUUCUGCUGUUGGAGCAAGAAUUCCCAAAGGGGUUCUUUUAGUAGGGCCACCUGGGACUGGAAAGACACUGCUGGCCAAGGCCAUAGCAGGAGAAGCAGGGGUCCCUUUCUUUUCUCUGUCAGGGUCAGAGUUCAUAGAGAUGUUUGUAGGAGUAGGAGCUUCUAGAGUGAGGGAUUUAUUCAACAAGGCUAAAGCCAAUUCCCCAUGCUUGGUUUUCAUUGAUGAGAUAGAUGCUGUUGGGAGGCAGAGAGGAACAGGAAUUGGUGGAGGAAAUGAUGAGAGAGAGCAAACACUCAAUCAGUUGCUUACUGAAAUGGAUGGGUUUAGUGGGAACAGUGGAGUGAUUGUUAUUGCUGCUACUAACCGCCCUGAAAUUCUCGAUUCGGCUUUGCUUAGGCCUGGCAGAUUUGACAGACAAGUCACUGUUGGGCUACCAGAUAUAAGGGGAAGAGAAGAGAUAUUAAAGGUGCAUAGCAACAACAAGAGGCUUGACAAGGAUGUUUCUCUUAGUGUUAUUGCCAUGAGAACUCCUGGUUUCAGUGGUGCAGACCUUGCAAACCUCAUGAAUGAAGCUGCCAUCCUUGCUGGUAGGAGAGGCAAAAACAAGAUAACAAUGAAGGAAAUCGAUGACUCAAUUGAUCGGAUUGUGGCUGGGAUGGAGGGGACAAAAAUGACAGAUGGAAAGAGCAAAGUUCUUGUGGCUUACCAUGAAGUUGGCCACGCUAUUUGUGCGACACUGACUCCAGGCCAUGAUCCAGUGCAGAAGGUCUCUCUUAUUCCCCGAGGCCAAGCUCGUGGCCUUACAUGGUUCAUACCGGAUGAAGAUCCUGCUCUUAUUUCUAAGCAACAACUGUUUGCGAGAAUAGUUGGAGGGUUAGGAGGUAGGGCAUCAGAGGAAGUGAUUUUUGGGGAGCCAGAAAUAACAACUGGUGCAGCAGGAGACUUGCAACAAAUCACACAGAUAGCACGACGGAUGGUAACAAUGUUUGGCAUGUCUGAGAUUGGACCGUGGGCAUUGACAGACCCCGCAACGCAAAGCAGCGAUGUAGUGUUGAGAUUGCUAGCAAGAAACAACAUGUCUGAAAAGCUCGCUGAAGACAUUGAUUUGUCAGUGAGACAUAUAAUUGAGAGUGCAUAUGAACUGGCAAAGAACCAUGUGAGGAACAACAGGGAGGCCAUGGAUAAAUUAGUAGAAGUGCUUUUAGAAAAGGAGAUCCUCACAGGAGAUGAAUUCAGAGCAAUUCUGUCUGAAUUUACUGAUAUUUCUGUGGCGAAGUUAGAUAGGAAAUCUCAAUGUCUCUAUCUCCUCAACCUCUGCUUCACAUUCAAACAACUCUCUCAGGUUCAUGCCCAAAUCCAAGUAUCUGGCUUUCAAAGAGACCACUUUCUCCUAACCCAACUCAUUCGCUUCUGCGCUUUGUCUCCCUCCAAAAACUUCAACUACGCUCGAACCCUUCUCGACCACUCUGAGUCUUCACCACCUUCUUCGUGGAACUUCCUCAUCAGAGGCUAUGCCUCGAGCGACACGCCCAGAGAGGCCAUCUGGGCCUUUCGUGCAAUGCUCGGCCGGGGUAUUAGACCCAACCAACUUACCUUUCCUUUUCUGAUCAAGUCUUGCGCUUCGGCCGCCGCCCUUAAAGAAGGGAGGCAAGUACAUGUAGGCGUUGUGAAGUGCGGUUUGGACUGUGACGUGUAUGUUCAGAACAACUUGGUUCAUUUUUAUGGGGCUUGUAAGAAGAUUAAGGAUGCACAGCGUGUGUUCGAUGGAAUGUCGGUGAGAACUGUUGUUUCGUGGAAUGCGGUUCUAACUGCUUGCGUUGAGAAUUUCUGGUUAGAUGAGGGGAUUGGGUAUUUUGUAAAGAUGAGGGAUUGUGGGUUUGAGCCGGAUGAGACUACAAUGGUGGUCAUGUUGAACGCCUCCUCGGAGCUUGGGAACUUGAGCUUAGGGAAAUGGGUUCACUCCCAAGUAAUUGAAAAGGGUUUGAUUUUGAAUUGUCAAUUGGGUACUGCACUUGUUGACAUGUAUGCAAAAUCUGGGGCUUUGGUUUAUGCCAGGCUAGUUUUUGAUAGAAUGGAGUUGCGGAAUGUGUGGACAUGGAGUGCAAUGAUUCUAGGACUAGCCCAGCAUGGGUUUGCCAAGGAAGCCCUUGAACUUUUCCCAAAGAUGUUGAACUUCUCAGUACGCCCGAAUUAUGUCACUUUUCUUGGCGUUCUCUGUGCUUGUAGCCAUGCUGGACAGGUGGAUGAUGGGUACCAAUACUUUCACGAUAUGGAACAUGUGCAUGGGAUUAAACCCAUGAUGAUACACUAUGGUGCCAUGGUUGAUAUCUUAGGUCGUGCUGGCCGUCUGAACGAGGCUUAUAGCUUCAUCAUGAGCAUGCCCUUUGACCCCGACCCCAUUGUAUGGAGAACAUUGCUUAGUGCAUGCAAUACGCGUGAUGCUAAUGACGAUGAAGGGGUAGGAAAUAAAGUAAGUGAGAAGUUGCUUGAAUUGGAGCCAAGCAGGGGAGGGAAUCUUGUGAUGGUCGCAAACAUGUAUGCUGAAGUUGGGAUGUGGGAGAAAGCGGCCAAUUUGAGGAAGGUUAUGAAAGAAAGACGGGUGAAGAAGACGGCAGGGGAGAGUUGCGUUGAGUUAGGCGGGUCCAUCCAUAAAUUCUUUUCUGGCUAUGAUUCUCGAGCUGAUUAUGAGGGUAUCUACCAGUUACUAGAUGUAUUGAGCUUGCACAUGGAGUUGGUUAACAUGUAAUCAAAAUCAGUUGCCAUGUUUGAUUUCAAAUUUUUAUUAAUGGAUAGCGCAUUGCUGAUUUU